Poeciliopsis prolifica (blackstripe livebearer) is the source of this 2611-nucleotide messenger RNA. It is a transcript of the gene dctn3, whose product is annotated as dynactin 3 (p22). Lineage: Eukaryota; Metazoa; Chordata; Actinopteri; Cyprinodontiformes; Poeciliidae. The record is from RefSeq and is a predicted model, not a curated record. Bases 82 to 645 code for a protein of 187 amino acids. Gene Ontology annotation, cellular component: dynactin complex. The transcript has 7 exons. Gene Ontology annotation, biological process: cytoskeleton-dependent cytokinesis.
UUACAUCAUCAAUGUGUGACGCUACUUUAACGUAGCUUCAGAGGUUUUCUUUCUGUUGUUUGCUAUCACUAUAGCUCAGAGAUGGACAAGAAAUUGGAUACGGACAACCUCGAAAUGCGUCUUCAGGCGUUGGAGACCCGACUAUACGGGGAGAGAAGAACCAAAAGUGGAAAACCUGUCAAGUGUGCGGAAGCUUUGGUCAGAAUUCAAGGAGGUUUGAUCAACACGGCCAACAAGAGAGAGAGAGUAAAGAUCCUCCACAAGAAGAUUGAGGACCUGAUGAAGUAUCUGGACCCCCAGUUCACUGACCACAUCACUCUCCCUGAUGCUAUGAAACUAGAGUUCAUCCUUGCAGAGGAGGACUCUUUGCUCUCUGACGCUGCUUUGUUGGAGCAAGUUAACAAUUUACAGCCACUGUUGGACAGCACCCACAUUAGAGAUGUACCUGAGCAUGCAACCAAGCUGCAACGUCUUUCACAGAUUCACAUCAAACAACAGGACCAAACUGAAGCUCAGUCACAGGAAGUCAAGAAGCUUUUUGAGGAAUACAACAAAAUGAUGUUCCUGCUUUCCAAGCAGUUCACCCAAUGGGAUGAGACCCUGAGGAAGAUGGAGGAGGCCAAAGGAAUCCGACCUGUGGAGUAGUUGCUCUGAGAAAAGCUGAAAAGAAGAUGACGAUGAAGAAAAACACUGCACUAUGAUUGGAGUUCCCGAAUAGACGUGUUACAUUAUGUAGCUCAUGCUACGAGUAAGUCAGAGGAAAACAAAAACAUUUCAACAUAUUUUCUUGUUUACUUUUCUUUUAUUCCAAUUAAAUAUUGCUGUUGACUAAAUACUGUCAGUGACUUUUAAUGCAAAGUUACAGAGUGAAAUGAAACUGAGGCUUGUGGAUCUUUAUACAUUGUGAAGAAGAGCAUGCUCUUUUUAUAUUACAACAAAUUUAAGAGACUACUCUUAUUUAUUGACAGUAGUGCUUUUUAGCUUUUCAUUUUAACUUCAACUUUGUUCCUUCCAAAUUACUUGUAUUUUGCCUUUUUCUUCUAUAGAAGCAAAUUAACUGCUUUAAUUUUUCGUCUUGUUAGAUAAAAAAAGUAAAAUGUUAAAUAUUGUGUUUCUAAAAUGUGCUUUUCUGUGUAUAAAUUGAGAUAAAGCUUGAAAAUAAUUAAAGUAGCUUUAAAUAUUUUUCUAUUUGUCUGUUUGAAACUGCAGACUUUGUGUUCUUCAAUGCAGAUGGUCUCCAAGCUGCAACAGAUUAUCCUUCCACAGGUGCGGUGUCUGUGUUGACAUCUCUGAAACUCUGUCUCCUAAACGCAGGCGCAUUCACAACAAUCUUCUUAAUUUUUGUGAUGUGAGGACCGUUGUGACUUUUUCCUCAAGUGUGCCAGCAAAUGCUUCUUGUCAAACUUAUCAUUUCCAAAUAUGAGACCCUCACCAGUCAUAUUGAACUGCAAAUAAAACACAAGGACUUAUACACAUCAUGGUUAGGUCAUUACAAAAAAAUUACAUUAAUAGAGUAGAAAUAAUUUAAUCGGUUUAUAUAUUUCUGAUAUUGCUGAUUGUUACUUUUGUAUCUGCUAAUAUUUUACACUUUGGAUGGAGUUGCUUUUCAACAAAUAUGCGAUUUUCCCCUCAAGUAUAUUCUGUUCACAGAACCUCAGUUGAAUUAAGCUUUAACAUAAGCAUAUACAGCACAUUAUAAAGUAAUAAGGAUUGUGUCUGUACAUAGCUUUUGAAUUUAUGCCAAUUUGAUGAAAUUUGAGGCAAAUGUCCACUUACGGUCUUGCUGUUGAUCUUAUUUUAACUUUUAAAUAAGAUUUAAAAUUAGUUUUCCUUUAUACCAAUUAACAAAUAACAAAAACAAAUGGCAACAAAUUAAUUAAAACAUCUAGUAAUUAAUAUAUAUAAAUUAUGUAUCAUCAAUCUAAAUUAGUAAUGUACAGAUAAAUAUCGAGUUGCUGAAUUUAAGUGUUUGUUUCCUUGAGGAAUUUUUAUACACUAUAUUGUGAAGACUUUAUUCCAUUUAUCAAAUCACUUAAAUUCAAUGUGUAUGGACAGAUACAAUUUUCACACUACAAAUAUAUAGAUCUGUAAGAUAACCAGCAAAUAGAAAAAUGUUAAUGUUAAUCCCUGUACUGUUGAUAAUUGAGAAAAGACUAUACCUUUUGCUGUUUGUUGGCGUAUUAAGCCUACAUUCGGUAGUUAGGUAUGUUGACAGACAAUCUGUUUUGAUGACUGAAUGAAAAUUUGACAUUUUCUAAAUCAUUGUUCCUUCUUCCAUGUUUGUGCUUCUAAACAUAAGAUGCUCAAAAACUGAGAAUAACGUUUUACGUACCUGCACUGCCACCCUGACUCCAUAUCGGACGUAGGUAGCAAUGUGUUCACAGUUGUUGUGAAGGAAGCCAUAUAUUCUGCUGCUCUGAUACGUUUCAGUGAUUCGUUUAAUUAUGUCCUUGUCAUCUCCUUUACCAUACGUCACUCCUGUUAAGGGGUCCGUAUAGCCAUCAAGGAAAUUGUUCACUUCCGGUUCUUCAUUCGUUUUCAGUUUAGCAAAUUUACACAAUUUGCCAUGAUAUUUCUCUGUAAACAAAUAAUAAAUGAGAAAUAAGCAGUU